Messenger RNA from Limanda limanda (common dab), 1549 nucleotides. It is a transcript of the gene bin2a, whose product is annotated as bridging integrator 2a. Gene Ontology annotation, cellular component: cytoplasm; phagocytic cup; podosome. The record is from RefSeq and is a predicted model, not a curated record. NCBI's taxonomy places the organism in Eukaryota, Metazoa, Chordata, Actinopteri, Pleuronectiformes, Pleuronectidae. The transcript is spliced from 12 exons. Gene Ontology annotation, molecular function: phospholipid binding; protein binding. Gene Ontology annotation, biological process: podosome assembly; plasma membrane tubulation; phagocytosis, engulfment. The coding region runs from base 1 to 1476 and encodes 491 amino acids.
AUGGCCGACAGCACGAGUCCCAAAGGAAACUCUGGGGACUUUGCUAAGAAAGUCCAGAGACGACUGAGCAGAGGCAAAGAGAAGGUUUUGCAAAGGCUGGGAAAAGCUGAGGAGACCAAAGAUGAUGAGUUUGAACAAUAUCACCAGUUGUUUAGUGACCAGCAGGCUGAUGGGAACCGGAUACACAAAGACCUGAGGAGCUACAUCAACGCAGUCAGAGACAUGCGUGAAGCAUCGAGGCGUCUUUCCCAGUCUCUGUUCGACGCCUAUGAAAACGACUGGGCCGGAGAGGAAGACCUGGGCUCCAUCGUAGAGGGGGAGGAUCUCCUGUGGAACGACUUCGAGGUGAAGCUGCUGGACCAGGCCGUGCGCACCAUGGAGUCCUACGCAGGCCAGUUCCCAGAUGUCAAGGAGAAAGUUGCCAAGAGGGGAAGAAAGCUGGUCGACUACGACUCUUCACGUCACCACCUGGAGGCGCUGCAGGCUGCAAAGAAGAGGGAUGACGUCAAGAUAAACAAGGCAGAGGAGGAGAUGAUUUAUGCCAAAAGUGUCUAUGAGAGCUUCAACAAUGAGCUAAAGGAAGAGAUGCCUGUGCUCUAUGACAGCCGUGUCGGAUGCUACGUGUCUGUCUUCUCUGCCGUGUCAAAUUUACGAGACAUCUUCUAUAAGGAAAUGAGCACGCUCAAUAUUGAUCUGCAGAAUGUGAUAAAGGAUCUGCAGGCUCAGCAUCCAGAGAAAGUGUUUGCUGUGAAGGGGAUCCAGCGUUACGGCUCCUUGAGGAGACGGACCCUGAUGUCCCCGAAGGCCUGGAAAGCCAGUUUCUCUGAGUUUCACAAGAGCUACACUCCUAAGCCUGGGCAGAAGUUUGCACUCAGGUCCCCGGACAAACCUCGCCGCAGCACUUUGACCAGAGAGGGAAGCACCCUGUCCAGAGAGGGCAGCACCCUGUCCAGAGAGGGCAGCACCCUGUCCAGAGAGAGCAGCCUCCUCACUGUCAACCCACAACUGUCAUCUCUGGAAAGCCCUGACCCUGAGGAGUCCGAGGACCUGGACCUGGGAUCAAGCCUCAGUGAGAGCCAGACGUCUCCUGCAAAGGAACAGAAGUCAGGAGAAGACAGCCAUCCAGAGGAGAAGGAGAAGGGAGAGGGAGAAGUCAAGUCUGAGCUGGAGCCUCCUGCAGAAUCUGAGGUUAAAGGAAAGGGUGAGGAAGCUCCGGCGAGUGACAGCAGCUCGGAACUGAACCACUCCUGUGAUUCUGAGAGCCUGGAGCUGCAGCUGUCGGCGGCUGACAACGGCCCGCUGCACAUCGAAGAGAGAGAAGACAGCCCGGUGACCCUCAGCGCUCUGAAAUCAAAUGGACUGGAGAACCGGGAAGUUUCUGGACUCAACUCGGACCCCAAGGACCUGGGCUCUCCUCACAAGGACGCUGCUGCAGAUACACAGACGUCCCAUGAUCCCAAAAGCACAGAGGUUUAGACGUUCCACACUUUGAAAUGAGGAAAGCACAAAGGAGCUCAAAGUCAACAGCUGCACGAGAGGAGAAAUGUGG